Molecule: messenger RNA, 7340 nt
Organism: Equus quagga
Lineage: Eukaryota; Metazoa; Chordata; Mammalia; Perissodactyla; Equidae
Gene: AGAP2
Product: ArfGAP with GTPase domain, ankyrin repeat and PH domain 2
Exons: 19
Coding region: 1196-4714 (1172 amino acids)
Cellular component (GO): nucleus
Molecular function (GO): GTPase activator activity; protein binding; GTP binding
Source: RefSeq, a predicted model, not a curated record
CUUUGGGACAGUUGGGUUCAAGUCGCAGCCCCAUCAGUGUAUUGCGUGUGGGGGUGGAGGUCGGCGAGGAGGAUGGAUCAUGGGGAAAGGAACGCGUGCAAGUACCUGGGAGAGACAAGGGGUCCUGGCACCGGGAUCUCAGGGCUCCCCACUUUCCCAGUUCAACUUCCCCAGAAUUGGCAGUGACCCCGAAUUUGCUUCCUUUUAGCCGCGGACUGCCCACCUAUAGACUUCUUUUUACCCUUGUCCCUAAAUGCCACACCCAAUAGUCGCGCUCCCUAACUGUGAUUUGCUACGGGAGGGGGCUAGAUUGGUGGAGUAGGUGAGUCCAAGUUCCAAGAAAUCCAGCCCAGGAUUUGGGAGGGAAAUCCAGUCCUGGAUUUUGCGCCGCCUUCGCAGACAGCCUUGCUGGUGAAGAGAAGGUGGGGGGGAGAUAGGGUGGGGGGACGGGGGCCGCCUCCUCCUCAAUGUGAGGGGAGCGCCCGGACACAGCGCGCAUCCGGACCCAGCCGAGCCCCGGCGAGCCCCCCGGACCCUGCGCCCGGAUCUCACGCCCCUCCCUUCCCAGAUCCCAGACCCCAGACCCGUGGGUUCCCACCCUCUCUGGCUUCGCUCCUUCCUCCCCCGCCGGCGCCUGUAUCUCCAUCCCCAGCAUCCUCCCCGCGCCCCUGAGAAUCCCCCGCACGACCAGCCCCAUUAGCUUCCCAGCCUCCUAAAGACCCCCUCUCCUACCCCCGUCCGCGGUCCCUGUCCCUGGAGUCCCUAUUCCCCGCCCCUGCCUCCCCCGCACCGGUUCUUCUUCUCCCCAGCCUCUGGUCCCUCUUUUCUGCCCCCUUUUCCUCCCUCUCCCCUAUUUGCCCCCACUACUGUCCUCCCCGCCCUCCCCUGCCCAUCUCAACACCCCCACCCAGGCCGGGGUGCACGGUCCGGCGCGCCUCCCUGGAGCAGCACCAAGGUCCCGGGGCUCCAGCGGGGUGGGGGCGCAGGGCGGGGAGCAUGGGGAGGGGGCGCCCCGUGUGAUGGGAGGGGGGCGCAAGCGGCGGCGGCGGAGGCGGCGGCGACAGCGGAGCCGGGCCGGGGGCUCAGCGGGGUCCGGGGGCUGGGGGCAGCGAGCAGGGCGGCCCCAUGGCCGGGCCCCCCUGAGGCAGUCCGGGGGAGUCCCCUCCCCUCCCCAGCUCGGGGGUCUCGGGGCCCCAUGAGCCGGGGCGCGGGCGCGCUUCAGCGCCGGACAACGACCUACCUCAUCUCGCUGACCCUGGUCAAGCUCGAGUCGGUGCCUCCGCCGCCGCCUUCUCCUUCUGCGGCCGCAGCCGGCGCCCCGGGGACCAGAGGUGCCGAGACCGGGGAUCCUGGCAGCCCCCGAGGCGCGGAGGAGCCAGGCAAGAAGCGGCACGAGCGUCUCUUCCACCGGCAGGAUGCGCUGUGGAUCAGCACGAGCAGCGCGGGCGCCGGGGGCGCCGAGCCCCCAGCCCUGGCCCCCGCUCCGGCCAGUCCGGCCCGCCCCGUCUCCCCCGCUCCCGGCCGCCGCCUCUCCCUCUGGGCCGCCCCUCCUGGGCCUCCGCUCUCCGGGGGACUGAGCCCCGACCCCAAACCCGGGGUCGGCCCCCCCUCCUCCCGGCGCCCCCUGCUCAGCAGCCCGAGUUGGGGGGGCCCGGAACCCGAAGGCCGGGCGGGCGGCGGCGUCCCCGGCUCGUCCUCCCCGCACCCUGGCACCGGCAGCCGGAGGCUCAAGGUGGCGCCUCCUCCGCCGGCUCCCAAGCCUUGCAAGACCGUGACCACGAGCGGCGCCAAAGCCGGCGGGGGCAAGGGCGCGGGGAGCCGCCUGUCAUGGCCCGAAAGCGAAGGCAAGCCCAGGGUCAAGGGGUCAAAGAGCAGCGCUGGGACUGGAGCUUCUGCCGCCGCCGCCGCCGCCGGAGGAGGAGGAGGAGGAGGAGGAGCGGCAGCCACGACCUCUGGUGGGGUCGGGGCUGGGCCCGGAGCCCGAGGGAAGCUGUCCCCUCGGAAAGGCAAGAGUAAGACCUUGGACAACAGUGACUUGCACCCGGGACCGCCUGCCGGCUCUCCUCCUCCGCUAACCGUCCCAGCAACCCCGGCUCCAGCCGCUGCUGUCACCGCCGCCUCCGCGCAGCCCACUGGGCCUGCACCUCCAAUCACUCUGGAGCCUCCAGCUCCGGGGCUGAAACGGGGCCGGGAGGGGGGCCGAGCAUCCACUCGAGAUCGCAAGAUGCUCAAGUUUAUCAGCGGCAUCUUCACCAAGAGCACAGGGGGGCCUCCUGGCUCCGGGCCCCCUCCCGGACCCCCGGGCCUGUCUUCUGGCAGCGGGUCCAGGGAGCUGCUGGGCGCAGAGCUCCGCGCCUCCCCUAAGGCUGUGAUCAAUAGCCAGGAAUGGACUUUGAGCCGCUCCAUUCCUGAACUGCGCCUGGGUGUGCUGGGUGAUGCCAGGAGUGGGAAGUCAUCGCUUAUACACCGAUUCCUGACCGGUUCAUACCAGGUGCUGGAGAAGACAGAGAGUGAGCAGCACAAGAAAGAGAUGUUGGUGGAUGGACAGACUCAUCUGGUGUUGAUCCGAGAAGAAGCUGGGGCACCUGAUGCCAAGUUCUCAGGCUGGGCAGAUGCUGUGAUCUUGGUCUUCAGCCUGGAGGAUGAGAACAGUUUCCAGGCUGUGAGCCGUCUCCACGGGCAGCUGAGCUCCCUCCGGGGGGAGGGACGAGGAGGCCUGGCGCUGGCACUGGUGGGGACACAAGACAGGAUCAGUGCGUCCUCUCCUCGGGUCGUGGGCGAUGCUCGAGCCAGAGCUCUGUGCGCCGACAUGAAGCGCUGCAGCUACUACGAGACUUGUGCCACCUAUGGGCUCAACGUGGACCGGGUCUUCCAGGAGGUGGCCCAGAAGGUGGUGACCUUGCGCAAACAGCAACAGCUUCUGGCUGCCUGCAAGUCCCUGCCCAGCUCCCCGAGCCACUCAGCUGCUUCCACUCCCGUAGCUGGGCAGGCUAGUAACGGGGGCCACACCAGCGACUACUCUUCUUCCCUCCCGUCCUCACCCAAUGUUGGUCACCGGGAGCUCCGAGCUGAGGCGGCCACAGUGGCUGGAUUGAGCACCCCAGGCUCCCUGCACCGGGCAGCCAAGCGCAGGACCAGCCUGUUUGCGAAUCGUCGGGGCAGUGACUCUGAGAAGCGGAGCUUGGACAGUCGGGGAGAGACAACAGGGAGUGGGCGAGCCAUCCCCAUCAAACAGAGCUUUCUACUAAAGCGAAGCGGCAACUCCUUGAACAAAGAAUGGAAGAAGAAAUAUGUGACCCUGUCCAGUAAUGGCUUCCUACUCUACCACCCCAGCAUUAACGAUUACAUCCACAGUACCCAUGGCAAGGAGAUGGACUUGCUACGAACAACAGUCAAAGUCCCUGGCAAGCGGCCCCCGCGGGCCAUCUCUGCUUUUGGCCCCUCAGCCAGCAUCAACGGGCUGGUCAAGGACAUGAGCACUGUCCAGAUGGGUGAAGGCCCUGAAGCCACCACUCCCACCCCAAGCCCGAGUCCCAGCCCUAGUUCCCUGCAGCCACCACCAGACCAGACAUCCAAGCACCUGCUGAAGCCAGACCGGAAUUUGGCCCGAGCCCUCAGCACUGACUGUACCCCAUCUGGAGACCUGAGCCCCCUGAGUCGGGAACCCCCUCCUUCUCCCAUGGUGAAGAAGCAGAGGAGGAAAAAAUUGACAACACCAUCCAAGACCGAAGGCUCAGCUGGGCAGGCUGAAGAGGAAAACUUCGAGUUCCUGAUCGUGUCCAGCACGGGUCAGACGUGGCACUUUGAGGCAGCCAGCUUUGAGGAGCGAGACGCCUGGGUCCAGGCCAUCGAGAGUCAGAUCCUAGCCAGUCUGCAAUGCUGUGAAAGCAGCAAGGUCAAGCUACGCACAGACAGCCAAAGCGAAGCCGUGGCCAUCCAGGCGAUCCGGAAUGCCAAGGGGAACUCUAUCUGCGUGGACUGCGGGGCCCCCAACCCCACGUGGGCCAGCUUGAACCUAGGCGCACUCAUCUGCAUCGAGUGUUCUGGCAUUCACCGGAACCUGGGCACACACCUGUCCCGCGUUCGCUCGCUGGACUUGGACGACUGGCCGCGGGAGCUGACCCUGGUGCUGACGGCCAUUGGCAACGACAUGGCCAACCGCGUGUGGGAGAGCGACACGCGGGGCCGCGCCAAACCCACGCGGGACUCCUCGCGGGAGGAGCGUGAGUCCUGGAUCCGCGCCAAGUACGAGCAGCUGCUGUUCCUGGCGCCUCUGGGCGCUCCCGAGGAGCCUCUGGGCCGCCAGCUGUGGGCCGCGGUGCAGGCCCAGGAUGUGUCUGCCGUUCUCCUGCUUCUGGCCCAUGCGCAGCACGGGCCGCUUGACGCCAGCGUGGAGGACCCGCAGCUUCGCUCCCCUCUCCACCUGGCGGCCGAGCUCGCCCACGUUGUCAUCACGCAACUGCUGUUGUGGUACGGCGCCGACGUGUCCGCCCGCGACGCGCAGGGACGCACCGCGCUCUUCUACGCCCGCCAGGCUGGAAGCCAGCUGUGCGCCGACAUCCUCCUCCAGCACGGCUGCCCGGGUGAGGGCGGCAGCACGGCCACAACCCCCAGCGCGGCCACCACCCCCAGCAUCACCGCCACGCCCAGCCCCCGCCGCCGGAGCAGCGCCGCCAGCGUGGGCCGCGCCGAUGCCCCCGUCGCGCUGGUAUAGUUGCCCAGCGGGAGAGACACCCCCACUCCCAUACGGGCCGGGCACGGCACACCGGGUGGACCGCUGGACAGAUGCACCCACUCACCUCUCCAUCUGCACCCCGCCCCACGGGAGCACUUCGUCCCCCCACGAGGGCACAGCCCCCACGCCUCCCGGAAGACACAAACUCACCUCCCUCUCCCCAACGAGGCAUGGAGACCCCAGCUCAACACGCCCCCGCUCCACUGUUUCCACACUCGGAUUGCUCUGGGUCUACCCGCUCGCUCGGUGUUUGCUGUUUGCUAACGGGACGCCCCGCGGCGGCACCUGCUCCUGGGCGCUUGGAUGUGCCCGCUCGCGCCCCCUAGGGGCGGGGGAAAGACCCAGUCCUGCCUGUGCUUGACAAUCCCACGGCCAGAGCACAUACCCAGGCUGGCUCCUGGGGCGACGCCACGCCAGAGGGAGGGGUUAAUACGUGGGAGGGCUAGCCCUGUGACUUGGGGCCAAUACGGGGGACCCCACCCCUUCCAAGCUAAUCUCACUGCCCAGUGAAGCGGGAAGGGCAGCGAGGGGCAGGACCCCUGCUGCCCAAGGGGGUAGGGGGUUCCCCAACCCUUUCCGUGAAAGGGACCAUGAGGAGUGGAAAUCAGGACGUCCCCCCACACCCACCCAUGGAUGGAAGCUAAAGGGCCGGGGGAGCCAAGAACCUGAGUCCCUCCUCACUACUAUCUUGGGAGGGAGAAGGGAUGGAACAGGAGCGGGCUAAGGGGACUGGGGAGGGACCUUGUAAUUUAUUGCUUUGUUCCCCACCAAGGGGACAGGGGCGGGCAGGGCUUGGGGAGGGCGUUUCAGGGGAAGGGAAGCCAAGGGUGGGCGGAGGGUGGGGUGGGGUGGGGGUGCUCUCGGGUUGUGAGUGUCUGUGACCGUGACUGCGUACCUGUGACUGUGCAGCGCCCAUGGUGAUCUGGGGUAGGGGCACCCCUACAACGGGACCCCUCCUCACUAUUCUUCCUGUCCAGCCCCUCCCUCCCCCUGGAGCAGCUCCAGCGCCAUCCCUCAACCCCACCAUCCCUCCCAGCCAGGGCUAAGAGGACGUGAGGUGGCUGGGAGGGUUUCCAGGCCCCCUGCUCCAUCCCCGGAAGGGGGGGUGGGGUGGGGUGGACUUACCUGGCCCAGCCCUGCUCCCCUCAAUCAAUCCAGCCCUUGGGCCAUCAGUGUCAGUGGUUUCCGGUCUUUUUUUUUUUUUUUUUUUCCAGCUAAAAUAUUUUGCAAAGGACCAGGUAAUUGGGGAGGGGAGAGGGGCGGAGGCAGGGGAGAAUGCCCCCCUCUUCUCCUCCGAGGCAGGUCAUGUGAAUCUUCAGCAGCAAUUAAAGAGGAAGUGAUUUUGUCUAGGGGGGCACCUAGAAAGGGCUCCAGCCGCGGCUGUGGAGGACUGCCCCAGGCCAGCCUGCUCACCUAGAGCACCUGGUACCAGAAGUAGAGCUUAUAGGAGGGGCCCCUCUCCUGGCAGGGAGGGAAGAGGUGGAAGAUCUCUUGGCCACAGAGGUCCCUGGUGCUCAUGAACUCUAUGCCCAGCUAAUGCAGACAUUGUCCACUGCCCUGUCAUCUACAGGGCCGCUGAGGCCAGCGCCACCUCCAAGAGCUGCAGCACCUUGUGGCUCAGCAUGUAGCCAGUCCUGCCAGUCCUCGUGUGACCUGGUAGAGGGGCCAGGUGGGGUGCUGUUGGGCCAGCAGCCAAUGCAGCUGGGCACAGCCAUCCACAUGUUGUCAGCCACUUUGACGAACCAGUCACUGGCCCAGCAUCUUCCGGUAGAGUUGUUUCUAGUUCUCAGCCUCACAACAGAUGUUCAGCUGCAGAUAUGCCACCAAGCUAACAAGGUGUGGAUGCAGCAAUGGCCCCAGGUCCCAUUCACAUGGAGGCCCUGGUUCUGCAGGGUCCUAGGCUGGGCGACCAUGCAGCACAGUAGCAGGACCCAGGAAAGGUGGAUUCAGGGGUGCAGGGGAAGUGCGAGGUGCAGAUGCAGGUGUGUGGUCUGGGGAGGCAAAGCGAGAGGAAGCGGGGAAGUAGCAGAGACUCAACUGGAAGCCCUGGCCAUUCCCCCUUUCAGCUCCCAGACCCUGGACUCCCCACUCCAUCUCCACUUUCCUUCUUGGUGGCAAAAGCUCAGUCCCUUUCCCGGAAGCUCGAGCGUGAGAGAGUAUGAGGAGGAAGCAAGGACUCUGGAGAGGAUGACCUGACUACAGGGAACCGCCAGCCAGUGAGAGGUGGUCAAGGGGUCACAACCCCACAGCAACUCCCCACCCUGAGUAACCCACUAGAUUCUUCGUUUCAUGGGCUGCGUCUUUGGCCCUGUGGGAGAUGGGGUGACACAACAUCAAGCAAGCCCUCCAGGUUGCGGCAGAAUAGGACUCUGGAAGGGGACUCCCUGGGGUGCGGAAGGGGUGCUGCUGCCCCUUCCUGUCCAUGCCACCUUCACAGCUCGCCUGGAUUAUCUCACCUGGAUUCCUGCUGCCCUCCGCCAUCCCCCUCCCCACCCCCUCCUGGUUGCCAUCUGCCACACACCCUGCUCUCCUCCUCCUGUUUGCCUCAGCACAGCUGGGCAGACCAACCUUCUCCUUUGGAGUUUUACCAAAAGCCAAAGGAAAA